GCGGCUACAAUCACUUCCUGUAGCAGAGAGCAAUGAUGGCGGUCACAAGCUUACGGCUUCUUUUGAUAGCAAGUCGAUAAAUAGAGGCUAUUUACCGGCUUUUUCAUGGAGGCGAAGAAAUCUUGCCUUCCAGUGAAAGCGGGACACAUUUAAUUUAUUGAUAUUCGUUCAAGUCUAUAGUACCAGAGCCUCCUGACUCGUGUUUUCGCUUUCAGACGCUUUAUCUCGGCUUGUUAUUUUAAAAUGGCUCCGGUGCAGAUUGGCGCUGAUGGCCAACUGGUCCCAGCCGGGGGUCCGACUACAGCACCACAACCACCUCCCCCGGGUGCACCGGCGACUCAAGGUGUUCGACUUAGCCUUCUCAUCGAAUUCCUUUUGCAGAGGACCUACCAUGAAAUCAACCUAUUGGCUGAGCUUUUGCCCAGAAAAACAGACAUGGAAAGGAAAAUUGAGAUUGUACAAUUUGCAAGUCGCACCCGACAAUUGUUCGUCAGGCUUCUUGCUUUAGUAAAAUGGGCAAGCAAUGCAGGGAAGGUGGAGAAAUGUGCGAUGAUCUCCAGCUUCCUGGAUCAGCAGGCCUUUCUGUUCGUAGACACGGCAGAUCGCCUGGCAUCGUUGGCACGGGAUGCCCUGGUGCAUGCCCGCUUACCAAGCUUUGCCAUACCCUUCGCCAUUGAUGUGCUGACCACUGGCUCCUACCCACGUCUGCCCACUUGCAUCAGGGACAAGAUCAUUCCACCAGACCCCAUCACUAAGGUGGAGAAGCAGACCACCCUGAACCAGCUCAACCAGAUACUGCGGCAUCGGCUGGUCACCACUGACCUGCCCCCUCAGCUAGCCAACCUCACCGUUGCCAAUGGGCGCGUGAAGUUCCGCGUGGAGGGGGAGUUUGAGGCCACGCUGACGGUGAUGGGAGACGACCCUGACAUUCCCUGGAGGCUCCUCAAGCUGGAGAUCCUGGUGGAGGACAAGGAGACUGGAGAUGGCAAGAACCUUGUGCACAGCUUGCAGGUGAACUACAUCCAUGAGCUGGUGCAGUCACGUCUGUUCGCCGAUGACAAGCCUCUACAGGACAUGUACAACUGCUUACACUCGUUCUGCUUGUCGCUGCAGCUGGAGGUGCUCCACUCCCAGACACUCAUGCUGGUGCGAGAGCGCUGGGGAGACCUGGUGCAGGUGGAACGCUACAUGCCCGCCAAGUACCUCAUCCUCUCCGUCUGGAACCAACAGAUUCUGGGCAGAAAGACGGGCACUGCUUCGGUGCACAAGGUCCACAUUAAGAUCGACGAGAGUGACGGAUCGAAGCCAUUACAGAUAUCCCAUGAGCCCCCUCUGCCCGCCUGCGACUCCAAAUUAAUGGAGAGAGCCAUGAAGAUUGAUCACCUCUCAGUGGAGAAGCUUUUGAUUGACAGUGUUCACGCGCGCUCUCAUCAGAAGCUCCAGGAGCUGAAAGCCAUACUGAAGGGAAAUAACCCCAGUGACAACUCGUUCAUCGAGACGGCCCUGCCCACGCUCAUCAUCCCUAUUCUGGAGCCCUGCGGGCGAUCAGAGUGUCUCCACAUAUUUGUUGAUUUGCACUCCGGAAUGUUCCAGCCAAUGCUCUACGGACUUGAUCAGUCCAUGCUGGAUGAUAUCGAGAAGACCAUCAAUGAUGACAUGAAGCGCAUCCUCACUUGGCUUCAGCAGCUCAAGUUCUGGUUGGGGGAGCAGCGGUGUAAGCAGUCUGUGAAGCACCUCCCCACCCUGUGCUCAGACACACUCCACUUGUCAAACGCCGCCAAUCAUCCAGCAGGCAGCCUAUCGAAACACAAGCUCUUUAUCAAGAUGACCCGCCUUCCUCAGUAUUACAUAGUGGUGGAGAUGUUCGACGUGCCCGGCUGCCCCACAGAGUUAGAGUAUAAGUAUUACUUCCUGUCCGUGGGCCAGGAGGACAGCGGUGAGGAUGGACUGCCCUGUGCCCAGCUGCUGCAGCAGUUCAAGCCCAACCUGGAGGAGCUGGCUCAGGACCUCUCGUCCAGCAGAGCACUGCGGCCAGGCACCAAGCGGAAAUUGUCGGGGGAGCAGGGAGCUAUCGAGCCCAAGAAGCCCAAGCGCUCGGGGGAGAUGUGCGCCUUCAACAAGGAGCUGGCCCAUCUGGUGGCCAUGUGUGACACCAACAUGCCGCUUAUCGGCCUGCGCUGCGAGCUGACCAACAUGGAGGUUCCUCAUCAGGGCGUUCAGGUAGAAGGAGACGGCUGCAGUCAUGCCAUCCGCAUCCUCAAGGUUCCUCCCAGCAAAGGAGUGUGUGAGGAGACCCGGAAGGCUCUAGAACGUUCUCUGCUGGACUGCACCUUCAGGCUGCAGGGCCGCAACAACCGCACCUGGGUGGCCGAGCUCGUCUUCUCCAACUGCCCCCUGACCAGCACCUCCAUCAAAGAGCAGACGUCAACACGACAUGUCUACCUGACCUAUGAGAACCCACUGUCGGAGCCAGUGGGGGGGCGCAAGGUCGUGGAGAUGUUCCUGAAUGACUGGAACAGCAUCAGCCAGCUCUAUGAGUGUGUGCUGGAGUUUUCCCGCUGCCUGUCAGAAAUGCCCUCCUACCUAAGUCUGUUCUCAGAGAUCCGGCUGUACAACUACCGUAAGCUGGUCCUAUGCUACGGAAACACCAAAGGAAGUUCGGUGACGAUCCAGUGGAACUCGGGGACCCAGCGGUUCCACCUGUCCCUGGGCACCGUAGGGCCCAACUCGGGCUGCAGCAACUGCCACAACAUCAUCCUGCACCAGCUGCAGGAGAUGUUCAACAAGACGCCCAACGUGGUGCAGCUCAUGCAGGUGCUGUUUGACACGCAGGGUCCGCUGAACGCCAUUAACAAGCUGCCCACGGUGCCCAUGCUGGGCCUGACGCAGCGCACCAACACGGCCUACCAGUGCUUCUCCAUCCUGCCCCAGUCGCCCACCCACAUCCGCCUGGCCUUCCGCAACAUGUACUGCAUCGACAUCUACUGCCGCAGCCGCGGGGUGGUGGCCAUCCGCGACGGAGCCUACAGCCUCUUCGACAACACCAAGAUCGUCGAGGGCUUCUACCCGGCACCAGGGCUGAAGACAUUCCUAAACAUGUUUGUGGACAGCAACCAGGAUGCUCGCCGUCGCUCGGUCAACGAGGACGACAACCCGCCGUCGCCGGGUGUGGACAUGGACUCCUUCAUGGGCCACAUCCAGCCGCAACAGCCAAUCAAAGGCCAGGGGGGCGGAGUCUACCCGCCCCUUAUGUCUCCUCCCAACGUGUACCAUAGCAACGUGACACCCUCUCCCUCCAUGAUACCUACUCAGUCACCUGGGACCAUCCACGCGGCCAACUCCCCUAGUGGCGGCCUACCCUUGCGGGCCCCUUCCCCGUUCGGGCCCACCCCAUCGCCCUCCUCUCUGGGCAUUACCAUUGGCCAGACCUCCAACUUUGCCAGCCCACAUGGAACUCUGGAUCCCAGCUCGCCCUACGCCAUGGUGUCGCCCAGCCAGCGCGUGGGCACCUGGCCCGGCUCCCCACAGGUUUCGGGGCCGUCUCCCGGCGCCCGCAUCCCCGGCAUGUCGCCUGGCAACCCUUCGCUCCACUCUCCCAUUCCAGACGCGUCCCACUCACCUCGUGCUGGCACAAGCUCCCAGGCGAUGCCGAGCAGCAUGCCCCCGCCGCGUAAGCUGCCCCAGCGCUCAUGGGCAGCCUCCAUCCCCACCAUCCUUACCCACAGUGCCUUGCACAUGCUGCUUCUGCCCUCGCCCACGCCGUGCCAGGUGCCCGGGCUGGCGGCGGGCAGCUACCUCUGCUCGCCACUCGAGCGCUUCCUCGGCUCCGUCAUCAUGCGCCGGCACCUGCAGAGGAUCAUUCAGCUGGAGCCAGCGCUGAACAUCGUGAACUCAAACGAGCCGGGCGUGAUCAUGUUCAAGACGGAAGUGCUGAAGUGCCGGGUGGCGCUGAACCCCAAGUCCUACCAGGCGCUGCAGCUGAAGGUCACCCCGGAGAACGCCGGGCCCUGGAGCCAGGAGGAGCUACAGAUCCUCGAGAAGUUCUUCGAGACCAGGGUUGCCGGUCCUCCUUUUAAGUACAACACCCUGAAUGCCUUUACCAAACUGCUGGGUGCGCCAACCAACAUCCUCAGAGACUGUGUCCGCAUCAUGAAACUGGAACUGUUCCCUGACCAGGGCUCCCAGCUCAAGUGGAACGUGCAGUUCUGCCUGACCAUCCCGCCCAGUGCCCCGCCUAUCGCCCCCCCAGGAACCAUCGCCGUGGUGCUCAAGUCCAAGAUGCUCUUCUUCCUCCAGCUGACCCAGAGGCUGCCGGUGCCGGCGGAGCCCAUCAGCAUCAUCGUGCCCAUCGUGUACGACAUGGCCACGGGGCUCACGCAGCAGGCCGACAUCCCGCGCCAGCAGACCUCCUCUGGCGCCGCCGCCCUGAUGGUCAGCAACAUCCUCAGGAGAUUCAGCGAGCACCACCCGGCCAGGGCAGGCGAAUGCACAAUAUUUGCUGCCGUGCAUGAACUCAUGGCCAAUCUCACGCUGUCCCCUACUGGUCGUCCGUAGAACAGCACCCUCCCAAAACAGGACCGGAGGCUUCCCCACUCUGGCGCAUUAUAUAGCAGGGCAAAGAAACAGUGGAUGUGGCUGUGGCUGCAGCUGCAAAACAGGGACCCUCCUGGUGGUCAGGGAUGUCCCACCUCACAGCUGCAGCCCAAGAACUGAACACUGAAGUACAAAACUGUCCAAAAAAGGGAGUGGAUCAUGGCGAUGAUGGUGUUGAUGGAAGACUAUUUCCUAUCUCUGUGGAUUACAAAUAAAUGAAAUGAAAUGAAGGAACACCUGCAGGAUUGCUGAAGAAGCGGGUAGAGGAAUGGAAACGGAAAAGAAAUCGAUUUAUUUUUCAUUUCAUAUGCACUUCUCAAAUAAACAAAAGUCACAAAAAAGGUUUGUUUACUCAGAGCUGUACAUUGUUUUAUACUCCUGCCUUUAAAAGAAAGUGUUGGACUUUUGCAAGAAACUUUAUCCAAAUCCUUUUGUUUUAUAAUACAAAAUAUUCAAUACUUUUUGUGGUAUUGGGGCUGUGUUCUUUAGUACACUAUUUAAAUGUCUCUCUCUUCCUUUUUAUGUCUCAAUUUGGACUUUUCAGUUAAGCCUAUCACUUUAAAUACUGUAAAACUGUGAUAAACCUUUCUAAGUAAGCUGUAUUUUAUUACGACUGCUUUGAAGUGCGAUCAGAGGCCACUUGUCUGUCAUAAUGUCUGCCUAUUUAAUAAAUCUAUGGAAAACAAACAACA
Molecule: messenger RNA, 5285 nt
Organism: Alosa sapidissima (American shad)
Lineage: Eukaryota; Metazoa; Chordata; Actinopteri; Clupeiformes; Clupeidae
Gene: med14
Product: mediator complex subunit 14
Exons: 30
Coding region: 244-4554 (1436 amino acids)
Biological process (GO): regulation of transcription by RNA polymerase II
Cellular component (GO): mediator complex; core mediator complex
Molecular function (GO): transcription coregulator activity
Source: RefSeq, a predicted model, not a curated record